This is a messenger RNA of Cynara cardunculus var. scolymus (artichoke), 1833 nucleotides long. RefSeq names its product zinc finger BED domain-containing protein RICESLEEPER 2-like. The transcript has 4 exons. NCBI's taxonomy places the organism in Eukaryota, Viridiplantae, Streptophyta, Magnoliopsida, Asterales, Asteraceae. Gene Ontology annotation, molecular function: DNA binding. Bases 1 to 1833 code for a protein of 610 amino acids. The record is from RefSeq and is a predicted model, not a curated record.
AUGGGCAGAGGCCGAGGGAGGAGUCAGGCUCCGGGAAGAAGUCAGGUUGAGAUUCGCCCUGAUCAAGGGGAAUCUAUCUCUGGGAAUGUAAAUCAGGAGCAGGGGCAUCAACCUGAAUUUAUAACUAGAGAUGUUAUGGCAGAGAAGAUGGGUAAACUGAGAGAGACUCUGAUGGAAAAUUCACAAAGCAAGAACAUAGAAGAUAUUGGACGUAAUGCUACGGAAGGAAACGAUAAGGAUAAUACGACUUGUAAUGACACAAACGAAUCUGUAAGCAUGCCUAUGGGUUCAAAUAUUAGCCCCGAGACUGAAAUGACCGGUAGACCUAAUGAUGGGACAACACAUUUGAAAGAUCACUUCAAGAUAUGUCCGAGAAGAGUUACAAAAGACAUAAAACAACAUAUUCUAGUUCAAGAGCAGACUACUAAGGAUGUAAAAACAUCUUCAUUGAGUAAUUAUAACUUUAGUGUUGAAAGCUCAAGAGAUGAUUUAGCUAAAAUGAUCAUUCUUCAUGAUUAUCCACUUUCUAUUUUUGAGCAUCAUGGCUUUCGGAAGUAUUCAAAUGGUCUUCAACCUUUAUUUAAGGUGUCUUGUAGAGCUACAAUCAAGUCUGACAUCAUGAAGAUAUACAAAACAAAAAGAGGUGGUGUAUUGCGAUGUUUGGAAGAAAACGAAAGUAUGAUUGCUCUUACUUCGGAUAUGUGGACAGCCGGUAACCAAAACAAAGGUUACAUGGCACUAACAGCACACUACAUAGAUGCCAAUUGGAAGUUACAAAAUCGGAUUAUCAGCUUUAUACGUGUGCCAUCUCCACACACUGCUGAUGCAUUGUCCCAAGUUAUGAUCGAGUGUUUUAUGGAUUGGAACAUUGACAACAAGUUGUCAACAUUGACACUUGACAAUUGUUCAACAAAUGAUGCUUUGGUUGACAGGCUCUUAGGUACUCUUUCUCCUUCCUCCUUAAUUUUGAAGGGUAAGUUGUUUCACAUGAGAUGUUGUGCACAUAUCAUUAAUCUCAUUGUACAAGAUGGGUUUUCUAUGAUUGAGAAAACAAUCAAGAAUGUUAGGGAUAGUGUCUCAUUUUGGACUUGUUCUCCUAAAAGAGCCCAAGAUUUUAGACUCGUUGCACGACAACUAGGUGUAGAUUGUGAAAGAGAAUUAGUGCUUGAUUGUAAGAUUAGGUGGAAUUCUGUUUAUACAAUGUUGAAUGUUGCUUUAGAAUAUAAAGAUGUCUUUACUCGUUUAAGCAAGAAAGAGAAACAUUAUGUUUCUUUACCUAGUGAAGAGGACUGGAGAAUGACGACUAAUGUAUGUGAUAAGUUAGGUUUAUUUUAUCGUGUGAUAGAGACAUUCUCCGUGACCAAAUAUCCCACUUCCAACAUGUUCUUCCCUUUGAUAUGUGACAUAAAAUUAUCUAUUAAGAGUUGGGAAGACGAUCAAAAUGACGUUAUUAGGAACAUGGCAUCAAGUAUGUUGCUUAAGUUUGAUAAAUAUUGGGGAGUCAUACAUGAUGUGAUGAGUGUAGCUAUUGUUCUAGAUCCUAGAUAUAAGUUAAAGUUGAUAAAUUAUUUCUUCCCGAAGAAUUAUGGUGUGGACUCAAAAGAUGAGGUUAUGAGGAUACAGACUCUAUGUAAUGAUUUAUUUGAGGAGUACAAAAAGAAACAUGAUCAACAUAAAAGGAAAGGACAAAGUGGCACUACUGUUUCAAGUGAGGGGAAAUCUUCUUCAAACAAGGCCUCAUGGCAAUUGGAUUUUGAGAAUAUGAUCUCUGAGGAUGAUAUGUUUGAAACGACUGAGUUGGAUGAUUAUUUGUCAGAGAAAUUAUUACCGUAA